Ectocarpus sp. CCAP 1310/34 is the source of this 3619-nucleotide messenger RNA. The record is from the annotation of a GenBank genome assembly. Lineage: Eukaryota; Phaeophyceae; Ectocarpales; Ectocarpaceae.
GCCACCGACAAGGGGAACAACACCUCUCGAACCGUUGCCGGGAACUGGCGCUUCCGAUCAUCACUACCGCGUUAUUCCUUCGCCGUGCAAUCGGACGAGUUUGAGGAGCAGCAGCAGCGGCUAGAGCGAGAAAAAAACAGCCCCCCCUUCACGGCAACAACGAAGGAGGGCCGAAGAAGACACCAUGUACGCUCUUCAUAGAGGCGGCGCCGUCGCGGCCACAGCCAGCGCGGCGGCGAAGAACGCCUCGUCCUCGAGGUUGCCGCUAUCGCAGGUCGCCAUGACACGGAGGGCGCUCUGCCUCGCUCGUCUCCAUCCCUCAACGGGGCCGGGGGCUUCAGAGGCGAUGCGCAGAGUUAGGGCCGAGGCAGCAGCAGGGGGAGCGCGGCGCCGCGCGGCAGGGGUGCGCGUGGCGCCGGUGUGGAGCCGCAGCGCUAGAGGGAUGGGGUCGUGGACGCCGGCUCCGGGCUCCCCGCAGGAGCGUUUUGGGUCGGUGGUGGUCGACGCCGCGUUGAGCAUGCGAGAGUCCCUCGAGGCCAAGCAGCUCAUCUGGGCUCAAAAGAUCCCCAAGGGCUUCGACAAUUUCUUCCCCAAGGGCGGGGGCGGCGGCGCAUCCCCCUCCAAAGAAGGGCAGGGUAACGCCUUCCCGGACACAAGCGGGGCGAAGGAAGACGCCGACUCUUCCGCGGGCAAGGAAGGCAGCGAGGCAUCCACCAAGGCUUCGGGCCAGAAGAAGGGGAAGGGGGGUGGAGCGGGCGGAGGGAGCGGUGGCGACAAGAGGACGCCCGGAGGACAGGAGAUGCUUGUGGCGGCAGCCAUCAUGGCGUUGUUGUUUUCGCUUUUGACGGACAGCUCGGGCAGUUCUGGCAAGCGUCCCGUGGAGAUCACCUGGCAAGACUUCACCACGCUCUUGCUCGAGAGCGGAAAGGUGGAACGCAUCGUGGUGGCGAACCACACGACGGCUAGGGUAGUCAUGAGGGAGCCAGUAGACCUCCGGUCCAUGGCGGACGGCUCCAACACCAUGGGCGGCGGUGGCAGUGAUAAUAUGUCUCGAUCAGAGCCGGAUGGAGGCCGGGGCCACGCGGACGGGGGUUUCGAAGGUACCGGCGGCAGCGAUUGGACGAACGGGGUGGCGGAUGGCGGCUGGGCGACCGGCGGCAAGGCCGACAACCACAAGCACAUGCGGCAGAGGCUCAACAUGCCGAGCUACCAGUUCGAGAUCGGAUCCGUGGACACGUUCGAGCGCAAGCUGGAGGAAAGCCAGCGGCAGAUGGGCAUCAACCCGAGAGACUUCAUCCCCGUGCAGUACGUCACGGAGAGCAGUCGCUCGCAGGGCUUCGUUAGGGCUCUCACCGGGCUUUUGCCGACGUUGGUGGUGGUGGGCACGCUGGUGUACCUGAGCAGAGGGAGCAGGGGAGGGGCGGGCGGCGGCCCCGGCGGUAUCGGGAGGGUCUUCAAGAUGAUGGACUCUACGGCGACCAGGGUGAAGCCGGACAGUGUGAAGGUCACCUUCAAGGACGUAGCCGGUGUGGACGAGGCGAAGAAGGAAAUCAUGGAGUUCGUAGAGUUCCUCAAGACGCCGGAGAAGUUCACCAACCUAGGGGCUAAGAUCCCCAAGGGGGCGCUCCUGUCGGGGCCCCCGGGGACAGGCAAGACUCUUUUGGCGAAGGCUACGGCGGGUGAGGCCAAGGUGCCCUUCUUCACCGUGUCAGGUUCCGAUUUCAUCGAGAUGUUCGUGGGAGUCGGCCCCGGGCGAGUUCGCGACUUGUUCAAGGAGGCCCGCAAAAACGCCCCGUGCAUCGUGUUCAUCGACGAGAUCGACGCCGUCGGCCGCAAGCGCGGGAAGGGACAGUUCGGGGGGGGCAACGACGAACGAGAGAACACGCUGAACCAGCUUCUGGUGGAGAUGGACGGUUUCUCGUCCAACACUAACGUGGUCGUGCUGGCGGGUACUAACCGAGUCGACGUGCUAGACCCGGCGCUCACGCGGCCGGGGCGCUUCGACAGACAGAUCACCGUGGACAAGCCCGACAUCAUGGGCCGCAAGGCGAUCUUCGAGGUGCACCUCAAGGGCCUCAACCUUGGCGGGAAGUCGUCCGAGUUCUCUGGCAGGCUUGCCGGGCUCACCCCAGGCUUUGUGGGCGCGGACAUCGAAAACCUCUGCAACGAGGCCGCCAUUGUGGCCGCCAGGCGGGACAAGAAGAAGAUCGAGAUGGACGACUUUGAGUCGGCGACGGACAGAGUAAUCGGGGGCCUGGAGUCCAACAAGCUGAUCAUGCCGGAGGAAAAGAGGAUAGUGGCGUACCACGAAGCCGGACACGCGGUCGCCGGGUGGAACCUGGAGCAUGCAGACCCGCUCAUGAAGGUGACCAUCGUGCCGAGGGGAUCGAGCACGCUGGGCUACGCACAAUACCUGCCUAAGGAGGUGUUCCUCCGCACCCGUGAGCAGAUCACGGACAUCAUCUGCAUGGCUCUCGCCGGGAGAGCUAGCGAGCAGGUCCACUUUGGGGAUGUGACGACGGGGGCGUCGGACGAUCUUCGAAGAGUAACGGCCAUGGUCUACCAAAUGAUCGGGGUGUACGGCAUGGGAGACGGCAUCGGGCAGCUGGCCUUCCCGCAGGAGAAUGGCGGCGGCGGGUUCCCCCAAGAGAGGCCGUACUCCGAUGCAACCGCUGAGAAGAUGGACCUGGAGGCGAGAAAGAUGGUAGACAGCGCUUACCAGCGAACGUUAGAGCUCGUCGAAGCUAAAAAAGAGCAGAUCAAGCUCGUGGCCGAGCUCCUCCUCGAGAAGGAGACGAUCAACCACGACGACCUGGUGUCCCUCAUCGGCGCCCGGCCGUUCAAGGCCCACAAGAGCUACCUCGAGUUCAUCUCCGCGAAUGAAGACGCAAAGCAAAAGAUGGCUGACAGCAAGGACGAGGCAGCAGCAUCAGCAUCGGCAACAGAUACAGCAACGGAGGAGGCGAAGUCCGGGGACGGGGACUCCGCUACUGGGGAGGGGGAGGGGGGGGAGGGUAGCAGCGGCCCGGCGGCGGCGAGCAGCUCGAAGGAGCCGUGAUUUUGAUUGUUUGAGGCGGCGUGCAGCUAGAGGGAGAGCCGUGAUUUUUGCCUAGAGAUUAUGUUGCUCGAUGCAAGUCGGGUCGGCGUUUUGGUUUGGUUUUGGUUCGAUUGACCGCUGCGGCGCUGUUUUUCUGCUGCAUCAGAGCGCAGGUUUUGCGGAGAGAUGGUGCGGGUUACAAGUAUGACAUCCAACAUUCCAUCGUCCAGCGUGGUUGGGCUUUUUGCAGGUUAGCGCGUGGUUUGGUUUCCCGUAGUUUUUUGUUGCCCGACCCUCCAAAUGAUGCAUUGCUACUCCUUCCGGGCACGAUAUGGCUACCUGUCAGGCUUCCUUGGGAUCCCAACGCCGUAUACAAGGGAGGCGUUUUUGAGAAGGAUUUGUAUUGUUCGGAUGAGUCGCCCAACUGCACACGGUUAGAGAAGGAAGAACAACGCACAGCAAGAUGAACAUUGCCCAGCUGUUGCUGCCCUAUGGGAAAACCGGGAACAUGACUCCCUCUUAUGUUGUCGCCCCGCUCUUUUGUCUACUGACGAACCACACAAACAACAAGAUGCAUCGCGG